Xyrauchen texanus (razorback sucker) is the source of this 2540-nucleotide messenger RNA. It is a transcript of the gene scarb2c, whose product is annotated as scavenger receptor class B, member 2c. The coding region runs from base 116 to 1555 and encodes 479 amino acids. Gene Ontology annotation, molecular function: scavenger receptor activity. Lineage: Eukaryota; Metazoa; Chordata; Actinopteri; Cypriniformes; Catostomidae. Gene Ontology annotation, cellular component: membrane; lysosome; cytoplasm. Gene Ontology annotation, biological process: receptor-mediated endocytosis; protein targeting to lysosome. The transcript has 12 exons. The record is from RefSeq and is a predicted model, not a curated record.
UUCACACUCUACUUGUGCUCACACUAAUGCUGAGAGUUCUUGACACACAUGUAAAUAUUCAGUCCAAACGGGGCUGCUUUCUCUUUCUCUUUCUCUCUCCGAACCGAACCGGGUCAUGCAGCUCAAGGCCUGCUGUAUUUACAGCACCGGAGUGUUGUGUAUUCUGCUGUUGAUCGCCGGGAUCGCGAUGGUUCUGUCGCAGGUCUUUCAAAAUCUCUUAAACAACAGGAUAAAGAAGGAAGUAGUUCUGGAAAAUGGAACAGAAUCAUUUUCAGUGUGGCAAAACCCUCCACCACCCGUUUACAUGCAGUUUUACUUCUUCAAUCUAACAAAUCCCAAUGAGGUUCUGGAUGGAGACAAACCCUCCGUCAUACAGAUCGGACCGUACACAUACAGGGAGUUUCGGCCGAUGGAGGAAGUGAAAUUUCUGGAGAACGGAACUAAAGUGGCGGCUGUCAAUCCAAAGACGUACGUGUUUGAACCCAAAAUGUCACGCGGCUCGGAGGAUGACCUCGUUCGGACCGCCAACAUCCCUGCUGUGACAGCGAUGGAUAGAUACAAAGAUAACCCCAUCAUCAACCGUGUGAUCUCUGACCUGAUGAAGUCCUUGAGUAUCGGCGUGUUUGGGACGUUCAGAGUCGGCGAUCUGCUUUGGGGUUAUGAAGAUCCGCUCCUGAAAGCUCUUAAACCGUUUGUGACGGAUGACCACUUUGGACUUUUCUACAAGAAAAACGGCACAGAUGAUGGGGAAUACGUGCUCUUCACGGGGAGGCGGAACUAUCGGGACUUUGCUCGUAUAGACAUGUGGAAUGGACAGAGUUCAUUAGACUGGUGGAGCACGGCUGAGUGUAACAUGAUCAACGGCACAGACGGAGCGUCCUUCCAUCCGGUCAUCACAAAAGCAGAAAAACUCGAUAUAUUCUCAUCUGAUCUGUGCAGGUCUAUAUAUGCCUUGUACGAGUCUGACGUGAGCGUUCGAGGGAUUCCCGGUUUCCGUUUUGUUCCCCCCAGCGAGGUUUUCGCUAAUGUUACGAUUAACCCAGAUAACGCAGGGUUCUGUGUGCCGGCCGGUAACUGCCUGGGCUCCGGUCUUCUGAACGUCAGCGCUUGUAAAGAGGGAGCGCCCAUCAUCAUGUCAUCACCUCAUUUCUAUCAGGCGGACGAGAAGUUCGUCCAAGACAUUUUUGGUAUGAACCCGAGGAAGGAGGAGCACGAAACGUCCAUCGACAUCAACCCACUCACUGGUCUCGUGCUUCAGGCAGCGAAGCGUCUUCAGGUAAACCUGUAUCUGCAGCAGAUUCCGGCGUUCAGUCAAACUAGGAAUAUCAGGACGUUGGUGUAUCCAGUGAUGUACAUCAAUGAGAGUAUCGUUAUCGAUGAAGAAUCCGCCAAGAACCUGCAAGCGGUCGUUACCAUGGCGAAUGUGGUCAUCAACAUCCCGUUCAUCGUGAUUAGCUUGGGCAUCUUACUGGGCAUGGCCUUUAUAGUGCUCAUGUGCCGACAGAAAGUGCCAGAGAGUUCAGCAGCAGAACGGGACCCCCUGCUCGUGUCGUAAUCUCACAGGAUGUACAGCAGAACAUCAGGAUGAACUAACAUGCGUUUACAGUCACUGGCAUCGAUUCAAGCAUCAAUGCAUGCAGCAGACAACUCAUAGUGCAAAGUUUGUCUUUAGUAUUUCAUCAAACCGUAGAGUAAUAAAACAUACAUCAUACUAAUAAGACACUAAUAAUGGGGUGAAAGCACGCGUGAUGUAAUGUACACAUUGCCACAUCGUCACGUUCUUUUAAGUCACUAUAACCGGCAAAAGUGUCGCUAUUGUUGCUUUGGUGCCAUGAUGCAUUUAUGAAAACAAGCUUGUUGUGUUUUUCUCUUCGGCCAGAUUAAAGUUGUUUUUCUUGGUGUAACAUAAGAUUGAAAGAUUGAUGGUGCAUCGACUCUACAGAGGGCAUCAAUCAUGUUUUAAGAGUUGAUUUAUGACACUUUAUUAACUGUUUCAGUGAAUGCAAUGAAAGCCAUAACCGCCGACCCCUCUGGCAAAACUCUAAAAUCUCUGUAUUGAAAACUAAAUGUGUAACAUUAUGAUAUAUUAAUAAAUCUCUGUGCAUAAUUCAGAGGUUCUUCAUGUUUGUCCCGUGCUGUAUUACAUUAUCUCAACAUCUCUGUUCAUUAAUAUGCACUGAUCGAUCGAUGUUUCUUCAACUUCAAACGGCAUUUACAAUAUACACAAUUAAAAAGUUAAAAGUACACUAACUUAAAAAUAAAUGUGUUUACAAAAUGGUUUGGUGUGGUGGAAAUGAUCGUAACUUUGAAAUCAUUUUCACACAAUAAUUCAUGAUAUUGUUUGUUUAUUUCAGCCUUUGUUUCGAUGAUCAAAGUUUUAAACAUGUGAUUUUCAUUCUGGGUCUGAUUAAAACAGUCGAAUCUUUACAUAAAAGACAUUUGAAAAGUGCCAAAUAUAAAUGAUGACGUCUGUUUUCAUGAGACCUUCAUAUAAAGCUGAAAUCUGUUUGUUUUAAUAAAAAUAAACCCCUUGACAAGAA